This is a messenger RNA of Sclerotinia borealis F-4128, 462 nucleotides long. Lineage: Eukaryota; Fungi; Ascomycota; Leotiomycetes; Helotiales; Sclerotiniaceae. The record is from the annotation of a GenBank genome assembly.
AUGAGUAAUCCUCUUAGUGAUCAAGAAGGCUUUGCAAUUGCAGUUGAGGAAGCCAAGAUUGGUUAUGAAGAAGGUGGCGUACCUAUUGGUGCAGCAUUAGUCUCAAAAGAUGGGCAAUUGUUGGGCCGUGGACAUAAUAUGAGAGUACAGAAAGGGAGCGCCAUUCAUCAUGGAGAGACAUCCGCUUUGGAAAAUUCGGGUCGACUCCCUGCCUCGGCUUAUAAGGGGUCAACAAUGUACACGACUACUGGAGCAUGUAUUUUAUAUGGAAUAUCACGAGUAGUCGUUGGCGAGAACAACACUUUCCUCGGUGGUGAAGCAUAUUUGAAACAAAGGGGAAUCGAGGUUAUCAACAUGCAAAACAAAGAGUGCCAGGAAUUGAUGGAGAAGUUUAUCAGCGAGAAGCCAGAAUUGUGGAACGAAGAUAUCGGGGUAGAGAAGAGGGUCCAUACCAAGGAGUGA